UAUUUAGACAUAUCUUAUGGGCUUGGUUGUAGAAUACCGAAAAAAGAAAAAAAAACAUAAAUAAAAAAGAAUUAAUGCCAAAUUCAAAAGCAGCCUAAACCCUCAAAAACCUUCCACCGUCCUCCGCCCUCACUUUCUCUCACACAACCGCCAGCCGCCCCCCCGCCUUUUUUCAUACCCACGCCGCCGCACCGGCACCGACCGAUGUUUCUGUAAUUUAGCUUUUUUUUUUCCUUCUUCUCAGGCAAUGGCGGCUAGAAAAGAUAUUUCUUCUCAGGCAGCGGCGGCAAGCAAAGAUAGCAACACGAAGAAAUCGUGGUCGCCGCACCUGGAUAAGGAGAAGGACUAUGAAGCAUUAAGAGAGAUAUUCAAACAUCAUAUAGACUCGUUCGAUUAUAUGGUGGAGCAUGGUUUCGAAAAGAUGAUGCUCGGAUUGAAGCCUGUCGAAGUUGUCGAUUCUUCCACCAAGCAAAAGCUUAGAAUUUGGUUUGAAAAUCCGGAAAUAUUUCCUCCUCAAAAAGAUCGUGCUACCAAAACCAUUGCAGAUCCUUUAUAUCCUUUUGAGUGUCGACAAGCAAAUCUCACAUAUGCGGGGAAGUUCAUGGUGGACAUUAAAUACCAGUAUGAUGAGGGUGUCGUUAUUAGAGACAGAGUUAGUCUUGGGCAAUUUCCUAUCAUGUUGAAGUCGAAAUACUGUCAUCUUAAAGAUGCGAAUACUAAGAAAUUAGUUUCACUAAAAGAAGAGCCUUCUGAAAUGGGAGGAUACUUCAUCUUGAAUGGGCUUGAGAGAGUUGUUCGUCUUCUUAUAUUGCCUAAGCGAAACUAUCCAACGAGCGUUGUCCGGAAUUCAUUUCGUGAACGACGUGAAGGUUAUACUGAUAAAGCUGUUGUCAUAAGAUGUGUUAGAGAAGACCAGUCCGCUGUGACAGUUAAACUAUACUACCUCAAUAAUGGAAGUGCAAGGCUUGGAUUAUGGAUACAAGGAAGGGAAUACCUACUUCCUGUUGGCAUCAUAUUAAAGGCUCUGACUGAGACAACGGAUCAUGAAAUCUAUGUGAGCUUAACAUGCUGCUACAAUGAGAAGUACGACCGGGUUAAAGGAUCUGUUGGCACUCAACUCGUUGGUGAAAGAGCUAAAAUCAUAUUGGAUGAACUUCAGAACUUGUCCCUUUAUACCCGUGCUCAGUGUCUGCAGCACAUUGGGGAGCAUUUCCAACCUCUUAUGGUGGGACUGGAAAAAGAGGGCUACUCCGUUAUUGCUGAUGCUGUAUUAAGAGAUUACGUAUUUGUUCAUCUUGAUGAAAAUAUUGACAAGUUCAAUUUACUCAUCUUCAUGUUGCAGAAACUGUUUUCUCUCGUAGACCAGACUUCGGUUCCUGACAAUACAGAUUCUUUACAAAAUCACGAAGUCCUAUUGCCUGGACACUUAAUAACCAUUUAUGUCAAGGAAAAACUACAAGACUUUUUGCUCAAGGCCAAACAGGCUCUUCAGGAUGUUGUUGACAAUAAAAAGAAGAAUUUUGAGAUGAGCAGCUUGGCAGAUGUUAAGAAAGUCAUCGACAAAGCUUUUCCAAAGCAAAUUGGUGCAGCUAUUGAAAAUUUGUUGAAGACGGGAAAUUUGGUUACAAAAACUGGUCUAGAUUUGCCGCAGAAAUCUGGGAUGACAGUUCUGGCCGAGAGAUUAAACUUUCUGCGUUUUAUUUCUCACUUUCGAGCUGUCCAUCGAGGUUCUUUAUUUGCUGGCCUUCGCACCACAAGUGUACGAAAGUUGUUGCCUGAGUCCUGGGGAUUUCUCUGUCCUGUUCAUACACCUGAUGGGGAGCCAUGUGGGCUGCUGAAUCAUAUGACUUCCUCUUGCCGGAUAACUUCACAUUAUGAUUCUGAAGGACAAGUAAAAGACUUCCUUGAAAUUCGAAAGUCGAUUUCAAGAGUGCUGGUGAGCAUUGGAAUGAUUCCAUCAUUGCCAAAGCUUGUGCAAGCUGGUCCCCCUGAAGUUCUUCCUAUUCUUCUAGAUGGGCGUGUUGUAGGUUCUAUUGCAUCUGAUAUCGUUGGAAAAGCUGUCACUCACCUGCGGAGGUUAAAGGUUUCAGCAACUUCUGCGAUACCUGAGGAUCUUGAGGUUGGUUAUAUACCUCUGAGCAUGGGUGGUGCAUACCCUGGCUUAUACCUGUUCACAUCUGCAUCAAGAUUUGUUCGACCGGUGAGAAACCGCCUGAUACCUCCUGGUGAGAGCAACAAUAUUGAGCAUAUUGGGCCCUUCGAGCAGGUCUACAUGGAAAUUAGUUGUCCUGAUGGUGGAGAUGGAGGUAGGAAGAAUGUAUUCCCGGCUACUCAUGAAGAAAUUCAUCCAACUGGAAUAUUGAGUGUUGUUGGAAAUCUCACACCUUGGUCUGACCAUAAUCAGAGUCCUCGUAAUAUGUACCAGUGUCAGAUGGGAAAACAAACAAUGGGUUUCUCUUGUCAAGCUAUAAAUUGUAGAGCCGAUCAAAAGCUGUAUCAUCUUCAGACUCCACAGACGCCAAUUGUGCGCACAAAGACGUAUGAGAAAUACAACAUUGACGAUUAUCCACUAGGAACCAAUGCCAUUGUUGCAGUGUUGGCAUAUUCAGGAUAUGAUAUGGAGGAUGCUAUGGUACUAAAUAAAUCAUCUGUUGACCGUGGAAUGUGCCGUGGAUACAUAUACCAGACAGAAAAUAUAGACCUGACAGAAAAAGGGAGCAAGUCGGAUCGCUCGCAACAAACAUUUGGGAGAAGCAAUCUGGACAAGUCAAGUCAUCAUUUGAUUGAUUCUGAUGGACUUCCCUAUGCUGGCCAGAGGAUAAAGCCCGGUGAUCCGUAUUGUAGUGUCUACAAUGGAGUCACGAGUAGAGUUACAACAUCUAAGUUAAAAGGUUCAGACCAUGCCUACAUUGAUUAUGUUGCUGUUGACGUUAAGACCAAAACGCGUAUGCAAAAAGCGAAUAUCCGUUUUCGGUAUCCAAGAAAUCCGGUAAUUGGUGAUAAAUUUAGCAGCAGACAUGGUCAAAAAGGUGUUUGCUCUCAGCUAUGGCCAGACAUCGAUAUGCCAUUUUCAGGAGUUUCCGGAAUGCGGCCAGAUCUUAUUAUCAAUCCCCAUGCAUUUCCUUCUAGGAUGACGAUUGGAAUGCUUUUAGAAUCAAUGGCUGCUAAGGGAGGUGCCAUGGAUGGUAAAUUUGUUGAUGCAACACCUUUCUCGAGCUCUGUGAAGAAUUCUUCUGAAGAAUCUGGAUCAGAACUCACCUCACUUGUAGAUGAACUUGGUUCUAAGUUGAUUGCACGGGGAUUCAAUUACCAUGGUGUGGAGGUAUUGUACAGCGGUGUUUACGGCACCGAGCUGACGUGUGAAAUCUUUAUCGGACCCGUAUACUAUCAACGUCUGCGGCAUAUGGUUUCGGAUAAAUUUCAGGUUCGGUCCACAGGAAUAGUGGAUGAGGUGACUAGGCAACCUAUCAAAGGUAGAAAACGUGGUGGUGGGGUCCGCUUUGGAGAAAUGGAGCGAGACUCUCUUCUUGCCCAUGGAGCAGCGUAUCUAUUACACGACAGGUUACACAUGAGCUCCGAUCAUCACAUUGCUAAUGUGUGCUCCAUCUGUGGAAGCAUCUUGACUACAUCUAUCAUCCAAUCAAAUACAAAAGCGAUACGUGAUAUGAUCGUCGGUAGGGACCUGCCAGGUGGCAGAACCCCCAAGAAGGUAACGUGUGUUGUCUGCCAAACUAGUAAAGGAAUGGAGACAGUUUCCAUGCCCUACGUCUUCAGAUAUUUAGCCGCAGAAUUGGCAGCCAUGAACAUUAAAAUGACUCUCGAACUGAGCAGUAGUGGGGCAGGUGCUUAAGAUUUGAAGUAGAAGACAACUAGUAGCAAAACCGUAAAAGACGUAAAAGAGUAGAUGCCUUCAAUUCACUUGCUAUAAAACCCUUUUUUGGCCCUCAGAUUUAGAAGUCUGAUAUCUAUAAAGUAAUAAAACUACUUAUUGACAUUUUUGUGUGGCACUCUCUUAAGUUAUAUCCUAGUAAAAUAGUUUUGAUUUUUCUGAUUUAUUACUGUGGGUCAUUAUUUUGUUACAUGUUUAUAUACCUUUAUGCAACACAAUUAUGCUCGGAAGAAAAAAUCGUAUGGUUGCCCUUCUACGUGGUUCUUUGUAGAAUUAUUUAUGAUU
Molecule: messenger RNA, 4174 nt
Organism: Erythranthe guttata (spotted monkey flower)
Lineage: Eukaryota; Viridiplantae; Streptophyta; Magnoliopsida; Lamiales; Phrymaceae
Gene: NRPA2
Product: nuclear RNA polymerase A2
Biological process (GO): DNA-templated transcription
Cellular component (GO): nucleus
Molecular function (GO): ribonucleoside binding; DNA binding; DNA-directed RNA polymerase activity
Source: RefSeq, a predicted model, not a curated record